AUGAAUAAUACGUCAAUCCUAUCAGAUUUAGAAAAUAGUUUUAGCGGAAUCGACAUGUCCAAGAAAAACAAUAAAAAACAUGAUUUAAGUAUAUCUGAUCAACUAGCAGAUUUUGAGAAGCUACGUAUAUCAGCUCUAACAAAAGCUGCCGAAAUAAGUCCGCUAGUAAAAGAAGUUACAAUUGGGCCUAAAAGUCCUGUUAAAAAAUCAAGCAUAAAAGAAAAUGUCCCUGUUCUAGAUGACGAGAAGGAAGCAAACUUGUUAGAAGACAAAAUUGGUGAGGAUCUUCGUUAUACCCUCAUGUUAAAGAGGUAUGAAGGGAAACUAAGAGAAACCUCAGAAGAGCUAUUUAAAAAUUUAGUUGAAAAAAUGAUAGCGAAACGUGCUGAAAGUAUGAGAACGUUUUGGAAGAAACAAAGUGAAGAAUGUGAACGCAAAACAUUAGAAUUGCGAGCAAGAAAGUUGCAGAUGUUAAAGCAAUUACAAGAAAAUGACAAUUUGUCUGUUUUAGGCAAAGCUAAAUUAGAUGAGCAAAAAUGCCAAAUUAUAAAUAAAAAAACAAUAGAAAAUAUGAACCGUAUUUUAGAGGAACAGAAUAAGGCUACUAGUAGAUUUGCUUCUGUUACAGAUAGUCAUACAAAGAUAUGUAUUUGUUACAAUGACAUUAUGGAAAUUUUAAGUUCUAAUGCCCUUGCAAAAGCUAUAUUUGACAAAUAUGUUAUAUCCAUUAAUACAGUUAUUGGAAAUAUAAAUACUAUAAUGGAUCUUUGUAAGACUGGAACAAUCACCGAUAAAGAAGUCAAACAGGCUGAAAUAUUAUCUCUUAACAUAGAAAACAUAAGAAGAAAAAUUGUAGAGGACUUGAAUGAAGUUAAACAACAAGAGAUACUAAGAAAACAGAAAGAAGAAGAGGAGGCAAAGAAAAAAGAACUAGAAGAGAAGAAGCUUAUAGAAAAAAAGACAGUUGCACAGGUUGAACAAACACUUAUUGAACAGCCUACUAAAAUAAAGCCUAUGUUUUAUUCGGCAAAAAAUUUUGCUUAUUAUGAAAAUUUAAGAAAGUUUCUGAAUGAGUAUGAAAACAGUUAUAAAGAUCUCUUAGAAAAUGUAAGCUUGAAGAAGUUUCGAUUUGAUUGCCAGAAAGCUGUCAAUACUCCAGUAAAUGCCCUCUCAUCUGUAAGUGGUACACACAUAAGAGAUAAAUAUGACAAACUAUGUAAGUUAUUAAGAGGUGAGAGUGUGCAAGUAUUAGAUACCUAUGUCCAAGCAACACAACAUCCUCAGGGCUUGUAUUACUGCACAGCUCUGUUAGCCAAAAAGAUAGUAAGGCAAGGUGAUCUCUUGGUAUCAAGCAAUCCAGAAGCUGCUUUUCCUCUUGCAGCUGUUGCAGUAACAUUAUGGUCACAGUUUCCAGAGUUUGGAAUGCUUUUAGAAGCCAACUUCCAUAGACAGUGUCCUUAUUUAGUGCCAAUGUUAUUGCCCCAGAAGCAAGGCCAAUCUGAUAAGGAAUUUUAUAUAUCUAGAGGUUACACAUAUAAUGAGGAAGGUGUUGUUGAAAAACAGGACAAGUUUUUGAAAAGGAUGUCAGGUAUAUUUAGGCUUUGUUGUGCAAUCUGGAUAACAAGGACACCAAAAUUUCUCAAUUCCCCUAAUCCUCAUGGCUUGCAUCAUGGAUGGAAAUGGCUUGCUUCUUUUAUCAAUCUUAAACCAGAACCAGAUAUCUGUGCAACACUUCUUCACGAUUUCUUCAUUGUGUGUGGUUCUGAAUAUUACAAGUAUUACAAGAAACAGUUUAUUAAAAUCAUCAAACUCAUAAGUACUGAUUAUUUAAAAAUUCUGGAAAACAUUGAUGAAGGUGGCCCUAAAACUAGAUUGGAAGUAUAUCUACAAAAUGUUUUAAAAACUGGUCACCUUCCUCCACCUAGUGGAUUGCUACCUCCAAAUACUUGGUAG
This is a messenger RNA of Parnassius mnemosyne (clouded apollo), 1953 nucleotides long. NCBI's taxonomy places the organism in Eukaryota, Metazoa, Arthropoda, Insecta, Lepidoptera, Papilionidae. The record is from the annotation of a GenBank genome assembly.